This is a messenger RNA of Trachemys scripta elegans, 8532 nucleotides long. It is a transcript of the gene GAPVD1, whose product is annotated as GTPase activating protein and VPS9 domains 1. Gene Ontology annotation, cellular component: cytosol; endocytic vesicle. The transcript has 27 exons. The record is from RefSeq and is a predicted model, not a curated record. Lineage: Eukaryota; Metazoa; Chordata; Testudines; Emydidae. The coding region runs from base 119 to 4624 and encodes 1501 amino acids. Gene Ontology annotation, molecular function: small GTPase binding; guanyl-nucleotide exchange factor activity. Gene Ontology annotation, biological process: vesicle-mediated transport; regulation of GTPase activity.
GCCUCACCCCGCAUGCGCAGUGACGGGCCUGUUCGUUCUCGCUGAGGGAGAAAGACGCAAGCAGCCGCGGGGUCUCGGUGGAGCGGCGGCGGCUGGAGACGGAGAGCGACGGCGCCACAUGCAUAGUGAGUACUGUGUGGUCCUCUCACCCUCAAAGAUGGUGAAGCUGGAUAUUCACACUCUGGCUCAUCACCUCAAGCAGGAACGGCUCUAUGUAAACUCAGAAAAGCAACUUAUUCAGAGAUUAAAUGCAGAUGUAUUGAAGACAGCUGAGAAACUGUACCACACAGCGUGGAUUUCCAAGCAGCAAAGGAUUAACUUGGACAGACUUAUCAUAACAAGUGCCGAAGCUUCUCCUGCUGAAUGCUGCCAGCAUGCCAAAGUCUUGGAGGACACACAGUUUGUUGAUGGGUACAAGCAGUUGGGAUUUCAAGAGACUGCUUAUGGAGAAUUCCUCAACAGGUUGAGAGAGAACCCUAGGCUUAUUGCUUCCUCUCUGGUUGCUGGAGAGAAACUCAACCAGGACAACACACACAGUGUUAUUUACACAGUCUUUACCUCCAUCUAUGGCAAUUGCAUCAUGCAGGAAGAUGAGAGCUACCUCCUUCAAGUUUUGCGUUACUUGAUAGAAUUUGAACUAAAGGAAAGCGACAAUCCCAGACGGCUUUUGAGGAGAGGCACCUGUGCAUUCAGCAUUUUAUUCAAACUUUUUUCUGAAGGACUCUUUUCUGCAAAACUCUUCCUCACUGCAACAUUGCAUGAGCCAAUCAUGCAGCUGCUGGUGGAAGAUGAAGACCACCUAGAAACAGAUGCAAACAAAUUGAUUGAGAGGUUCUCUCCCGCACAACAGGAAAAACUCUUUGGGGAGAAAGGCACUGAAAGGUUCAAACAAAAAGUCCAAGAAAUGGUGGAUUCCAAUGAGGCUAAGUUAGUGGCUUUGGUGAACAAAUUCAUUGGUUAUCUCAAGCAGAAUACAUACUGCUUUCCGCAUAGCUUGAGAUGGAUUUUAUCACAAAUGUACAAAACACUCUCCUGUGUAGACCGGCUGGAGGGUGGGGAGGUGCGAGCAAUGUGCACAGAUCUUCUGCUUGCAUGUUUCAUUUGUCCUGCAGUUGUCAACCCAGAACAGUAUGGAAUAAUUUCCGAUGCCCCAAUAAACGAGGUGGCAAGAUUUAAUCUGAUGCAGGUCGGGAGACUUUUGCAGCAGUUGGCAAUGACAGGCUCUGAAGAGGGAGAUCCGCACAUGAAGAGCAACCUUGGCAAAUUCGACAAAAGCUGUGUUGCUGCUUUCCUGGAUGUUGUUAUUAGUGGGCGUGCUGUGGAAACCCCUCCGAUGUCUUCAGUUAACCUUCUAGAAGGGUUGAGUAGGACUGUGGUUUAUAUGACAUACAGCCAACUUAUUAAUCUGGUUGGUUUUAUGCGAAAUGUAAUGUCAAGUGACCAACUGAAGGAAGAUCGGAUGGCUCUGGAAAACUUGUUGGCAAACUUACCCCAGAACAAACCCGGGAAAAGUAGCAGCCUUGAAAUGACUCCUUACAAUACCCCACAACUCUCCCCUGCAACUACCCCAGCUAACAAAAAAAAUCGACUGCCUAUAGGACAACAGUUGGCAGCCAUUACUGCCUGGGAUACUUCUACCACCAAUCUCUCAGCUCACAUUAAUCUAGUAACCCCAUUUGCUACCCGUAGCAGAAACAGAUCAAAUAUUCCGAUGGACCAGCAUGGAGACCAUGAAGGAUCCUCCCAGGAUUCUAUACAGGAAGUUCAGCCAGAAGAAGUACUGGUUAUUUCUUUGGGAACAGGUCCGCAGCUUACUCCGGGGAUGAUGUCAGAAAAUGAGGUCUUAAACAUGCAGCUUGCCGAUGGAGGACAAGGAGAUGUCCCUGUUGAUGAAACCAAACUCCACGGUAAACCUGAUAAAACCUUGCGCUUUUCCCUCUGCAGUGAUAAUCUGGAAGGAAUAUCUGAAGGUCCUUCAAAUCGCUCCAAUUCUGUGUCCUCUUUGGAUUUAGAAGGAGAGUCUGUGUCAGAGCUUGGUGCAGGGCCUUCUGGGAGCAAUGGUGUUGAAGCCCUGCAGCUGUUAGAACAUGAACAAGCUACGACCCAGGAUAAUCUUGAUGACAAGCUCCGUAAAUUUGAAAUUCGUGAUAUGAUGGGAUUGACUGAUGAUAGGGACAUAUCAGAAACUGUGAGUGAGACCUGGAGCACAGAUGUCUUGGGCAGUGACUUUGAUCCAAAUAUUGAUGAAGACCGUUUGCAAGAAAUUGCAGGUGCAGCUGCAGAGAACAUGCUUGGCAGCUUGCUGUGUUUGCCAGGUUCAGGAUCUGUGCUGCUGGACCCCUGCACAGGGUCAACCAUCUCCGAAACCACCAGUGAAGCUUGGAGUGUGGAGGUAUUGCCAAGUGAUUCAGAGGCCCCAGACCUAAAGCAGGAGGAAAGACUGCAGGAGCUGGAAAGCUGUUCUGGGCUGGGCAGCACCUCUGAUGACACAGAUGUGAGGGAGGUCAGUUCUCGUCCCAGUACACCAGGCCUCAGCGUCGUGUCAGGUAUUAGUGCAACCUCUGAGGAUAUUCCUAAUAAGAUCGAGGACCUUAGGUCUGAGUGUAGCUCUGACUUUGGAGGGAAAGAUUCAGUGACAAGUCCUGAUAUGGAUGAAACAGCUCAUGGAGCCAGUCAGUUGACUUCUCCCCCUUCUCAGUCGGACUCUUUGCUUGCAUUGUUUGACCCUUUGUCAUCACACGAAGGUGUAUCAGCAGUGGUUAGGCCUAAAGUGCACUAUGCAAGACCCGCUCAUCCGCCGCCAGAUCCCCCAAUCUUGGAAGGAGCUAUGGGAGGUAAUGAGGCCAGAUUACCAAAUUUUGGCUCCCACAUCUUAAUCCCAACUGAUUUGGAGGCGUUCAAACAAAGGCAUUCCUACCCAGAAAGGCUGGUCCGCAGCAGGAGCUCUGACAUAGUGUCAUCAGUUCGGAGACCUAUGAGUGACCCUGGCUGGAAUAGGCGGCCUGGUAAUGAAGAAAGGGAGCUUCCUACACAAACACCCAACAUUGGGGCAGCUGCUUCAGUGCCUGCGCCUCAGUCCUCUUCGUCAUCCCCCAGUAAAGACUCCUCUAGAGGAGAGAUUGAGGAACGAAAAGAUAGUGAUGAUGAGAAAUCUGACAGGAACAAACCCUGGUGGAGAAAGCGUUUCGUUUCUGCCAUGCCCAAAGCUCCUAUACCAUUUAGAAAAAAAGAAAAACAAGAAAAAGACAAAGAUGACUUUGUGUCUGAGAGAUUCUCAACACUUCAAGAUGAUCCCAAUCCCAGACUAAGUGCACAGGCACAGGCUGCAGAGGAUAUCCUGGACAAAUAUAGGAAUGCUAUUAAGCGAACCAGCCCAAGUGAAGGAGCUAUAGUAAAUUAUGAAAGUGCAGAUGUAAUUGGAGAUGGUGAGAGUAUACACGACUCUCCACGUGAUGAAGCCCUGCAGAAUAUGUCAGCUGAUGACCUCCCAGAUUCUGCAAGUCAAGUAGCACAGCCACAAGACUCUGCUUUCUCUUACAGGGAUGCAAAGAAGAAACUGAGACUGGCUCUUUGUUCAGCAGAUUCCAUUGCCUUCCCAAUGUUGACCCAUUCGACAAGAAAUGGCCUACCAGAUCACACCGACCCUGAUGAUAAUGAAAUUGUGUGCUUCCUGAAAGUUCAGUUAGCUGAAGCUAUUAACCUACAAGAUAAGAAUUUGAUGGCCCAACUGCAGGAGACAAUGCGCUGUGUAAGCCGCUUUGAUAACCGAACAUGUCGAAAGCUACUGGCUUCCAUUGCAGAGGAUUAUAGGAAAAGGGCUCCAUAUAUUGCUUAUUUAACCCGAUGUCGCCAAGGUCUGCAGACCACACAAGCCCAUCUGGAAAGGCUCCUGCAGAGGGUAUUACGUGAUAAGGAAGUGGCCAACAGAUAUUUCACCACAGUUUGUGUGAGGUUACUUCUGGAAAGCAAAGAAAAAAAGAUAAGGGAAUUCAUUCAAGAUUUCCAGAAACUCACUGCAGCAGACGAUAAAACAGCCCAAGUAGAAGACUUUCUUCAGUUUUUAUAUGGGGCCAUGGCCCAGGAUGUCAUCUGGCAAAAUGCCAGCGAAGAGCAGCUCCAGGACGCACAGCUUGCCAUCGAACGCAGUGUGAUGAAUCGCAUUUUCAAACUCUCAUUCUACCCGAAUCAGGAUGGAGACAUUUUGCGUGACCAGGUCCUUCACGAGCAUAUCCAAAGGUUGUCUAAGGUAGUGACUGCAAACCACCGAGCACUUCAGAUACCAGAGGUGUAUCUUCGGGAGGCACCAUGGCCAUCUGCACAGUCCGAAAUCCGCACAAUCAGCGCUUACAAAACCCCACGGGACAAAGUGCAGUGUAUUCUGCGAAUGUGUUCAACCAUCAUGAACCUGCUGAGUUUGGCCAAUGAAGAUUCAGUCCCUGGGGCAGAUGACUUUGUUCCUGUUUUGGUGUUUGUUCUGAUAAAGGCAAACCCACCCUGCUUGUUGUCCACUGUUCAGUACAUUAGUAGCUUCUAUGCUAACUGUUUAACUGGAGAAGAAUCUUACUGGUGGAUGCAGUUCACAGCAGCAGUUGAAUUUAUUAAAACCAUUGAUGAUCGUAAGUGACCCAAAAGGGCACCUAUGUAGACAGACUGUUAGCAGCAAAGAGCCUGUAAGAAUGUAUAUCAACUGUUUCAAAGGCUGAAGAAAUACUUUCCUUGUAUAAUAUUGUACAGAGUGGAAGCGUUUAAAAAAAAUUUUACUAAUCAGAUUAAUUAAUUUAACCGGUUUUCUUUCCUCUCUGUUUUGGUUGCAUCUUUCCCCCCUUUAGGGAUUAGCACGGGAAAAAGGGACCACAUUUUUCAGGUAUUGUGGAUUCUCAAAAUCGUUUAGGAAACUCUGCUGUCACUGCCCCUUUCACACACACUAUUUUUCCCCUAGACUUCUGUUGAUGUAAAUUUGUUCAAUUUCUUUGUUUCCAACCAAAAAGAUCAUGGCAAGCACUUUUAAGAACCUUUCUAGCUUAAUACACCUUUUGUAAGAAAACACCAGCUGCACUGAAAGUUUGUAGCAGUUGACAUAAUUAUAAAUUGUACUUCACCUAUGGUAAAAUUAAAACCUGGGGACAAUGUAAAUAUAUUAUAUAAUAUUUAAUAAACUGCAGUCCUCUUUGGACUCAUUAUCCUUUCAACCAGCAAAGAAGCAGUUUCUCUCUCCUACAGCAGGUUGUGACAUACUGUAUUGGGUAAUGAGAUGACUUCCUCAAUAGGAUAAGUUUAAAAAGGGCAAACCUAAAUAUUUAUUAAAAUUUAAUAAAGUUUACAGAACUUUCUGAAACUGGAAUUUACGAUUCACAGGGCUCUCACUCGAAAGUUUAAAAUUUUUGGCUCGGGAAUUAGAGCAUUUUAAAUAAAUAGUUUGGAUUUAUAGAGGAGAGGGGCUGUAAGUUUCAAUAGAGAAGUUCUAAUAUAAAAAGGAAUAGUAUAUACCUUAUUGUAAUAUUUUUCAUCUGAAAUACUGUGUAUACUGUACAAACCCCAAACAGAAUUCCUUACAGAACCUGAAACUGUAAUAUAUAUUUUGAUUAUUCACAUUAAAUACACAUGCCAGGGGUUUCAGUGAAUGUUUUUUUACUAUAUGUUCUUUGUAUCGUCUUCUCUAGCAGUGCAGGUUUUACUAUUCAUAUAAAAUAUUUUAAAGUACCACGUUGUCCUUUAUAAAACACAUCAUGAAAUCAGUUCACGGAAUCUUUGCAAAUGUCUCUCACCCCUCUCCCAUUUGAAACUGACAAUUACGAGAAGAGCAGGUGCACUUCCUUGACCAGCAAAAUAAUAGAGUUCCCAGAGCUGGCCCAAGCCAUUUCUUAUAUGCCUGUGAGUGGUCACUGGCCUUUGUUCUUGUAGAUCUCUCUAAAAAGGAUGGCGAUCAAUUUCUUUUGUAAAAGGCACACUGCUUAACCCCUUGAUGCUGGCAUUACUCCUCGCUCUCUCCUCUUCCUCCCAGUGCACAUCUCUUUGCUGGCAGUGAGGUGAGCCAGAUGUGCUGGCUUUGAGCGGUAAAAGAAAUGACAUAAUCUGCACCCCUUCUUUAAAUAGAAGAACAGUUUAUAUUUCUAAACACUGCUUAAAAAUGGGUUGAAGAUUUUUUUGUGUACUGGAAAAAGCCAACAUACCACAUGUUAGAAGCCACGUGAGUUUUUUAAAAAGGGAAUCCAUAAAAAUCUAAGUAACUAUUACUUCUGAAAGUCAUUAACUGAAAUUAGAACAAUCUAUGUACAGUAUUAAGUGAUUGAGAUGUGAUUGUGUUACCCAUCUAGGCAUAAUUCAGUGAAAGAAACCUUUGUUUUCAAGGACUUAAUCAUUAAUGUGUAAUUCAAUAUAUCAUUUUUAUCAUGUUAAAUAAAUCAUGGGGAAUCAAGUGAGAUGGUAUUUUUUUUUGAAGUUUUGUUUAUAGUCUUUCUCCUCUAUUAUAGACUUACAGGGUACAGCAAUACUUUCUAGUAGCAAUGGAGUUGCUGUAGUCUGCUUUACUGUGAUCUUGAGUCUGAAUGGCAUUGUUAAUACUCUAGUUGUUUAGCCGUCAUGGUUUUUUGGUGCUAAUGUAUUGCAUUCACCGCCCUAACCAAUAACAUUCAGCAGCGAAGCACAAUACUGCCCUUUAAGAGAGAGCCAGAAUUACAUCUAAAAGCAACGUACAUUUGUUAUGCCACAAUUCAGAAGUGUUCUGUUGUGUUAAAUUAUCACUGAGAAUUUGCUGUGUUGAUAUCAAACUACUGACGACGUACCCUUAAUUCUGCAAUUUUUGGUUUUUGUGACAGAGAAUAUUUGGUCUCUAAAACCUGUCAUUUUCUUAUAUUUAACAUUUGGCACAAAGCUCUCUAAGGGGGAGCAAAUGAUAGUCAAUGAUUAUCAUGCAUUUUACCUUUUUAUUAUGAGCAGUCUGGACACAAAGGAGUUGAUCUAUGAUUCUGUGAUCAGCUUGAUCAGGUCUUCAGGAUUUAUUCUCUCUACUGGAAAGUUAUUUUCUCCUGGCAAAAACCAUUUUCUUCACAUUUGUAUCACUUCGCUGCUUUUCUGUAUAGAAAAGUUACUGAAGAACUUGAACAAUUUUUUAAAUGGUAAAUAUUUGUAUAAGCCCCAAUAUAGGUGAGAAUCUUCACAGCAGGAUGGUCCUUUGCUUCUUUUUUAACCUGCUGUAAAAGCCUUUUAUACACUGUUAUAAAUGUAGUAAAAGAAUUAGGCUUUCCAAAGAAUUAGGGAUCUUAUUGUAAUGUGUGUGUCUAUUUUUCCUGGUGUCCUGAUUUUGUUUUAAAAUGUUAAAUUAUAUGUACAGGAAGAUGACUUUACGUUUUCUGUUGUGCAAUAGUAAGAAAAUAAAGAUGGAAAGCACAUUAAGGACCAAACAGUAAAAGAACUGUUUUGCCAAAAGGCUCCAGCCAGCCAUGCACACACAUUGCAUUGAAUCAGUACUCAGAAUUUCAGUGCUUGCUGUUAGAAUUACUUCAGACACUUAACAGUGAACUGAAAAAUGUUUUGGGAGGUGCGGAGUGGAGGUUAUUAAUAGCGAUCAUAUAUGCAGACUUAAGGCCCAACUAUUGAAGUUCAGGACUGUACUGCCUGUAGGAGUAAGGAGUACUCACCUGUCUGUGAUUUCAUAUGAUUGGGCACAUACAUGUUACAAAGGCAUUAUUUUUCUUUCUUGGGAUGGGGAGCUGGAGGGAAGAGGCUUGGCUCUUUCAUCUGCAGGGGAAUCCCCUUUUACUUCUAACACCUGAUGAUUUUUCUUUUUAAAGCUUGUUCUUCAAGAGGAAUUGCAAUGUAUGGCUUUUUUUUUUUUUUUUUUUGUACUACCAAAUACUGAAUGUAACUGCCAUAAAUUUUAGGAAGAAGCCACAAACACAAUCUCUUUACUGUAGGUGAGUUUGUGGUGAGCACCAAGUGUUGGAUCAGAUUUAGUUUGAAAAUGUUGAUGUUCUAUUAAGCCAAAUUCUAGCAGAAAUUUGCGAUUUCGUUGCUAUGUUAAUGCUGAAUAGUUUGUAGAGGGAAAUUAGUAGACUAAGAAAGGGGAAGCAGUCAAGAGCAGUCCCACUUCUCAAAGCUGCAUGAAAGUGAAGCAUAUUUGUCUAAAGUCUAGUAAUUUAUGUGGCAUAUAUAUAUAUAUAUUUAUAUAUAUAAAGCAGCCUUAGGCUAGCUGUGUGGCAGGAGAACCUGGAGCAGCAGAAAAAAUAGUGGACCGUAGGAAGGGGAAAGUACUCCUUUUAUUUGGAUAACAGCUGAUAGCUUGGUUGAGCCUGUACUACUUGAGAAUUAAUUGCUGAGUUACUAUUGUGUGUUCUGUACCUUUAAUUGUGCUUCACCUCUAUUUAAAAGCUUUGUACUGCCUCUCUUGAAACUGGUAAAGCCUUUAACAUUUUAAAUUAAUGAGCUUGCACAAUCUUGUAUACAGGAAACCCAUCUUGUCUCUACUGUGAUUAUUAAUGUAUUAUAUCAUUCUGUAAAAACUGAUUAAAAAGGAGAGCAGUUUAACUGUGACUG